This is a messenger RNA of Cajanus cajan (pigeon pea), 941 nucleotides long. RefSeq names its product transmembrane protein, putative (DUF1118). NCBI's taxonomy places the organism in Eukaryota, Viridiplantae, Streptophyta, Magnoliopsida, Fabales, Fabaceae. The record is from RefSeq and is a predicted model, not a curated record.
UUAUCACAGAAAACGUCCUUUGAGUCUCUCAAUCAUUUUUCAUCGUCCCACGUGGCAGUGAGUUGAGAUAUCAAGCAUAGAAGCAGUGUGGUUCCAAGGCGCAACCUCGUCCCAGCAACCAUGGCGGUUCCUGCAACUUCCUCAGCUCCGGUCCUUCGACCUGUCCCCACCAACCGCUCCUUCUCUUCCUUUUUCCGCUACCGCCGCCAGCUUCCCUCUCCCGCCACCAACAAGCCCCUAACCGUCUUCGCCAUGGCCACCAAAAAGAAGGUGAACAAGUACGACGAUGGGUGGAAGAAGGAGUGGUUCGGGGCAGGGAUCUUCUACGAGGGAAGCGAGGAAGUGGAGGUGGACGUGUUCAAGAAGCUGGAGAAGAGAAAGGUGUUGAGCAACGUGGAGAAAGCAGGCUUGCUCUCCAAGGCAGAGCAGCUCGGCUUCACGCUCUCCUCCAUCGAGAAGCUCGGCGUCUUCUCCAAAGCCGAGCAGCUCGGCUUGCUCAGCUUGCUCGAACGAGCCGCCGCCUUCUCCCCCUCCCUCCUCGCCUCCGCCGCGCUUCCCGCCUUCGUCGCCGCCAUCGCCGCCAUCGUCAUCAUUCCUGACGACUCCGCCGCGCUCGUUGCCGCUCAGGCCCUCAUUGCCGCCGCGCUUGGCGUCGGCGCCGUCGCCCUGUUCGUUGGCUCCGUUGUGCUCGGCGGAUUGCAAGAGGCCGACUGAUUCAAUGUUGUUAAUGUGGAUGGAUUCAUUUUAGAAUUUUUUUUCUGUAGAAUUGGGGAUGACUGAUGAUGAUGGCUCUUUGUUUUGGUGUAAAAAUUUGUAAUAAAAAAGUGAAAAUGACCAUAAUUGACUGGAAAUGGCUUUAUACAAGAAUGUAGUGCCUCUUGUCAAUCAAACAAUUGCUGCUUCAUCAUUUAUGUUUCAUAAUUCACAUUCAGAUUUAUGAA